Molecule: messenger RNA, 508 nt
Organism: Oncorhynchus keta (chum salmon)
Lineage: Eukaryota; Metazoa; Chordata; Actinopteri; Salmoniformes; Salmonidae
Product: huntingtin-like
Exons: 4
Coding region: 98-508 (136 amino acids)
Source: RefSeq, a predicted model, not a curated record
CUCCACUACAGCCAGCACGGCGACCACAACGUGGUGACGACCUCUCUGGAACUGAUGCAGCAGAUGUUCCGGACUCCUCCCCCCGGAGCUACUGCACAUGCUCAUUACGCCCGACAGCGUUCCGCACGCCAGCGUGUUCCGACGGGACGUGGAGAGACGCGCCCACUCCGGCAGCAUCCUGGAGUUCAUUGCCGGGGGCGGGUCUUCCUGUAAUAGUCCACUCCUCCUCAGAAAACAGAAAGGCAAGAUGCUGUCUGGGGAGGAGGAGGGGUUGGAAGACGACCCUGAGAGGGCAGAGGUCACCACCGGGGCCUUUACAGCCUCUGUCGCGGGCGCCGACGCCACCGCCCAGGUGGUCGACAUCAUUACCCAGCAGCCCCGCUCCUCACAGCAUGCUCUGCAGCCCGGCGACUCCGUGGACCUCGGUGGCGCCUCCUCGGAACAAGGAACGACUGCCUCGGGACGUCCGGCGGCGAGGAGGGGCGGGGACUCCCGAGUCGCCCAAUGA